AUGUCUCUAGCGGGCUGCAGCUGCAUGAAGGCCGGCCCCGCCCCCGGUUUUGGGGUGUGCACCCCGGCCUCCCGGCGCGGCGCUGCUGCACGAUUCGGCGAGCCGCUGAGCCAGGAGGUGGUGUGCUACCUGGGCCUGGAGCUGGGCGCCAUCUCCAUCAAGCGCUUCGCCGACGGCGAGAUAUACUGCCAGGUGGGCGAGUCCAUCCGCGGCUGCGACGUCUUCCUCAUCCAGCCCACCGCCCCCCCCGUCAACGACGCGCUGGUGGAGCUGCUGAUCACCAUCGACGCCUGCCGCCGCGCCUCCGCCCGCUCCAUCACCGCGGUGCUGCCCUACUUUGGCUACGCGCGCGCGGACCGCAAGACUGCGGGGCGCGAAUCCAUCGCCGCCAAGCUGACGGCCAACAUCAUCACCGAGGCCGGGGCGGACCGGGUGCUGACCAUGGACCUGCACAGCGGGCAGUGUGUGGGCUACUUUGACAUCCCCGUGGACCACGUCUACGGCGAUUCCGUCAUCCUGGACUACCUUGCCUCCAAGCGCAUCUCCACCGGCGACCUGGUCGUCGUCUCGCCCGACGUCGGCGGCGUGGCCCGCGCCCGCGCCUUUGCCAAGAAGCUGAACGACGCGCCGCUGGCCAUCGUGGACAAGCGCCGCUCCGCGCACAACGUCUCCCAGGUCAUGAACGUGAUCGGGGACGUGCGCGGGAAGGUGGCGGUGCUGGUGGACGACAUGAUCGACACCGCGGGCACCAUCACCAACGCCGCGCGCGUGCUGCACGCGGAGGGCGCGCGCGAGGUCUACGCCUGCGCCACGCACGCCGUCUUCUCUCCGCCCGCCGUCGAGCGCCUGUCCUCGGGCGUCUUCACCGAGGUCAUCGUCACCAACACCAUCCCCGUGCCCCCGGCCCACAACUUCCCCGAGCUCACCGUGCUGUCCGUGGCAAACCUAAUGGGGGAGGCCAUCUGGAGGGUCUACAACUCCGCCUCGGUGCAGAGCAUACGGGAGUGA
This is a messenger RNA of Auxenochlorella protothecoides, 1008 nucleotides long. RefSeq names its product Ribose-phosphate pyrophosphokinase 1. The transcript has 3 exons. Lineage: Eukaryota; Viridiplantae; Chlorophyta; Trebouxiophyceae; Chlorellales; Chlorellaceae. Bases 1 to 1008 code for a protein of 335 amino acids. Gene Ontology annotation, biological process: purine nucleotide biosynthetic process; 5-phosphoribose 1-diphosphate biosynthetic process. The record is from RefSeq and is a predicted model, not a curated record. Gene Ontology annotation, cellular component: ribose phosphate diphosphokinase complex; cytoplasm. Gene Ontology annotation, molecular function: ribose phosphate diphosphokinase activity; magnesium ion binding.